Messenger RNA from Neoarius graeffei (lesser salmon catfish), 1195 nucleotides. RefSeq names its product glutathione S-transferase zeta 1 (gene gstz1). The coding region runs from base 452 to 1114 and encodes 220 amino acids. The record is from RefSeq and is a predicted model, not a curated record. Gene Ontology annotation, biological process: L-phenylalanine catabolic process; glutathione metabolic process. Lineage: Eukaryota; Metazoa; Chordata; Actinopteri; Siluriformes; Ariidae. Gene Ontology annotation, cellular component: mitochondrion; cytoplasm. Gene Ontology annotation, molecular function: glutathione transferase activity; maleylacetoacetate isomerase activity. The transcript has 9 exons.
AUGACUUACUACGACUCUUCACAGUGUCGAGCGAUGAUUGGUCUUAGAUAAGGGGCCAAAUUAAUAAAUGGCUAAUUUUUUUGUUUUUGGAAUCAACUUCACCUCGAUUCCAAGGGCUGGGAAUCAUUGGAGUCGAUUCCACCCAAAGGGAACUACGCCAUAGCUGCGGAGUCGAUUCUUCAUUUCUAGCGGAGAAUCGACUCUUUUAGGGACGGAGUGGAAGCCUUAUGUGGAUGUGUUUUGACGAAUAUUUUACACACGUCAGUUGUAUUAAAUUAUAUUGGUGAGACACUGAUAAGUCUGAAUUGCGUGUGCUUGCAUAGUUGGUUGAUAUGGCGUUUUAUGGUCGAGUGUUCGGAUCAGCCACAAUGAGUGAAGUUAUUCUGGAAUAAAGCUUGAUUCAGUCCACACACAGCUCUGUCUGCUUGCAAAACCCAAGUUCAGCACAGAAAUGCGAACAUCCUUUGCAUGUUUAACGAAGCCCGUGCUUCAUGGAUAUUUCAGAAGUUCUUGCUCAUGGAGAGUGCGGAUUGCUUUUGCCCUGAAGGGUAUUGAAUAUGAUCAAGUACCAGUCAACCUUGUCAAGGAUGGAGGCCAACAGCUCACAGAUCAGUAUAAAUCAGUCAACCCAAUGCAGCAAGUGCCUGCAGUCACCAUCGAUGGAAUCACUUUGGGUCAAUCACUGGCUAUCAUCCAGUACAUUGACGAAACUCAGCCUGGGCCACGUCUCCUCCCUGCUGAUCCAAAGCAGCGAGCACAAGUGCGCAUGAUUUCUGAUCUCAUUGCCUCCGGGAUACAGCCUCUACAGAACCUCCAUGUGAUACAGAAAAUUGGUGCUGAAAAGGUACAGUGGGCGCAACAUUUCAUCAACAAGGGAUUCAAUGCCCUCGAAUCCACCCUGAAGCAGACAUCUGGAACAUACUGUGUUGGGAAUGAGAUCUCCAUGGCAGACGUUUGUCUUGUACCCCAGGUCUACAAUGCUGAAAGGUUUAAAGUAGAUCUGGACCAGUAUCCCACAAUCAAGCGGAUAAACCAGACCCUACUGAAGCUUGAGGCCUUCAAAGUCAGUCAUCCGUCCUGUCAGCCUGAUACACCUGAUGACCUGAGAGUAUAACUGUCACUUUAAACAUCCUCAUUGACUCGGCAACACCAAAAUGAGAUUAAAGCUUCAAAGGAAUUUACUCCAGAUCAAUAA